UUGUUGUUUAGUGUAUAUUCACCUCCUUCUAUGGCCUUUGUGCCUUGGUUCGUCUCACAUAUUGUGUCUCCCAUAUCGUACAAUAUGCCUUGCAAUGCCAGAGCUAUUUGAAUCACCGCUGAUCGCCUCUCUCUCUCUCUCUCUCUCUCUCUCUCUCUAUCUCUAUCUCUAUCUCUCGCUCUCGCUCUCUGCCUAUUUAUCCAUAGGCAUAUCUCAAUGCCUUCAUUCCAUUCAUCUUCAGACCACGCCCGUCAUUUAUAGGAAAAGGAAACCCGAUCUCGCCACGAUUUCUCUUCGUCUACCCUUCCAUUGCCCUUAACUAUAGCUAGAGGUAGUCCUCACCCAUUUCCAUGUGCCUCGACAUCACUUCCAGAACCCCCGUCUAUCCAACUUUCAAGUUUCCACCCAUCUGCCGUCACAGGAACUAGAAUCAAGGGGCAAGUUGGAUGCGUUUCUUUUCCCGUGCUUUUGACGCCCACUCUGGCACUGAAUAGUACGAAGACUCGAUGUGAUCAAGUCCUUCCCGAACUAAUCAAAUCGCGUCUACUUCGUACCUUACCUUUGCUCUAGCCCCGAAAGCUCCCGAUCGUCAUGGCCCUACGGUUCGUUUUCCCACACAGAUUCCCAGCAGCUCUCACAUCCCCUCAUUCCCCACCCCGACGUUACAGUACGGCGUCACCUGUCAUCUUCCAUAUACGCGUCACCUUACUACCUAUUCCGUACUCCGUACUACGUACUUCGCUUCGUACGGACCUACUAACCGACAGUGUUUCUGCACAGCCAAGACGCGAGAUCAACCGACU
Molecule: messenger RNA, 803 nt
Organism: Sodiomyces alkalinus F11
Lineage: Eukaryota; Fungi; Ascomycota; Sordariomycetes; Glomerellales; Plectosphaerellaceae
Exons: 1
Coding region: 95-319 (74 amino acids)
Source: RefSeq, a predicted model, not a curated record